This is a messenger RNA of Limulus polyphemus (Atlantic horseshoe crab), 4419 nucleotides long. RefSeq lists its product as uncharacterized. Lineage: Eukaryota; Metazoa; Arthropoda; Merostomata; Xiphosura; Limulidae. The transcript has 3 exons. Bases 2126 to 3928 code for a protein of 600 amino acids. The record is from RefSeq and is a predicted model, not a curated record.
UAGAAUAGUUAUCCCGAGCACGUGAAACCUUAUCAACAAAGUUUCUAGUGUUCGCGAGGGUAGCGUUGGCGGAGAAUGUCACCCGUUAGUAUUUUGAACCCUAUCGCUGAGUUCUUGGAUUUUGUAAACUACAUUUUAACACGCUUCAGAAACAUAAAUCAUUGCUGGCAAUGAUUACUAUAACUUGUUACGACCCUCCUCUUUCUGUAAGAUAUCAAAUGUUUUUAACGCCAGUGUUAGCCGCCUGAUUUAUACAACUUAUUUAACUUGUCUUAUUAAAAUGUCUAUAUUCGGCAGUUUGAUGGAAUAGCUAAGCCCGUUCACCCAAAGCUAUUUAGGUUUGAAUACUAAGGGUGCUCAAGGACGUAGUGUCCUUCUUUGCCUUGUGUUACAAAGGUAAUUAAAAUAGUGACUGUAUUAAGUGGCUCGACGACCACUGUAAAAAACAGAGCUCGUAGAAAAACGACCAGCCACAGAUGGUGUAAAUAUCAAGUGUGAAUUAUAGUCAAGAGAAAGGAAAUUAUUGAGUUCAGAAAAUUUACAGUCAGUACGGUUGAGACAGAACAAUCAGGAUUUACGACUAAGAACGUAUCUUGAUGAAUCUGUUUGACGCAAUACUGCAGGAAACAUCUGGAAAAGGACCUCAGUUGCAAAAGGAGCAAGUGAUGAAAGUUAAGGUCCUUCGGAGGCCCUGCAAUAAUUCGGGAAAUUAAUAUGAGACGUCUAAAUAUAGAUAGAAGAGACGGAAGUUUGAGUCAAGUUAUUAUCAGUCAAGGGUUAUUUAGACCAAGAAGUCAAUACUGUGGUAGUGAAAAUAUCGGUGCCUAAAAUGAAUAGAGACUGGUAAACAGAACGGUCUUGUUUCACAUUGUCUUGAAAUAGAUAGUUUGUAUUCUCAUUUCCUUGGUAACAGGAGAUGACUACUAAUUAUUCCAGGUGGCAGGGUUUAAAACACAAAUAGAUCAGUCUGAAAAGGGCUACAGCAUUCACACCGCCAACUAUUAGGCGAUAGUUAUUUGACGAAAAAUUAGAUUUGACCGUCACUCUUAUCACCUACGCACAACUCCAAAGAACGGAGCAAGUUUUUGCGGUAACGGAAUGUAAACCAGGAAUCCUUAGAUUCACAGUCCAGACACGCUAACUGCUAAGGUCACGCCCAGUCCAUCAUUCUGAGAGAAUUUGCUACGAUUUGAAGGAGAUGAAGAGAGAUGGAUAGCCAAUGGGAGGGGGUUGUGUAUUGGGGUUCAUGUCAAGACGACAGGUCUGUACUGAACGUGGAAGAAGCAGCGAAGUCACUAAAAUGUUGAAAGGAUUUUGGUUUAAACUUGGUGUAAGACUUUUCAUCAUAAAAUUUUUUCAACAUCUUGAGACGAGAGUUUAAGAAUGUCUUUAAAAAAUAGAACAGUUAGAGACCUGGCACAUUCUUAAAAGCUGGUUUAUGUGUAAGAGGUCAUGCCCAUAAAAUUUAGUCUGUCAACUAACGGAGAUAACCGCAACUGUUGAGAGUGAUUUACUGUCGAUAAUCAAUAGAAACAUAUUGCUAUUUCACUGCAUGAUAUUGAGAAUCAGUUGUUGAGUACGAUGUAGAAAGGAACUCCUCUGAAGAACGAUGCACGUUUCAGCAACAAACAUUUUAAACCAUUUAAAUCACGCCAAUUCGGACUCCACGUGUGAUAGCUAAUGUUCUCUGAACCUGUGUCAGUUGUUCGACAGUUUUAUGUAGCAAGCCCCACCCUGGUCUCUUUCAGCGCAUGCCACAAAUAUCGCUGUCGGCUGAGCAUCCGCUAGGGUGACCUUGGAGAGUUCGCUGUCUGCAGAGAAAAUAUAGGGUCAAGGGAAAAAAAAAGAAAAAAAGGCGAGCUUGCAACCAGUGUGUCUGGGGUACCUGUUCCAUUCCCUGUACGGGCACUACUUGAUAGAGCUCUACCAGGCAAAUGAUUCUUAUCUUUACAUUCCCGAACGUCAAACCAGGCCCUAUGAAGGUCAAAUUCAUUAUUCAAAAAAUAUAUAUAUAUAUAAGCUCUUAUUGGUUGUCAUGCGGAAAAUGAAAUCUGUUAUGAGCUGUUUAAAUAUCAUGUUGAAGAAUUUUGCAUUAUAAUUUUUUGGAAUAUUAGAACGACACAUCAUGGAUAAAACGGGCGUUUUUUAUUUUCGAGAACAAAAUGGACCAAUAGAUCUCAGUCUCAAAUCUGUCACAGAAAAUCGCGUUAAGAAAUGGGAAACGAAAUAUUUUAGAAAUGCAAAUAACCUCAGAGAAAAGAAUAUCACGAGUGUACAAGACCCAACCUCGACGAAAUGGCCGAAGAUUGCGAGUUUUAAUGGCGCGCCCUCUGCAGUGUCGUCCUCUUCAGUUCAGCCGCAAGAAUUUCGAGGACAUUUAAUCACAGAAAACUCAAACAUUGAAGAUAUUCAAGAGCAAAUGUCCCAAACUCCGUUUAUCUUGUCAUCUUCGAGUGUUCCUUUUGUAUGCGAUGCUCUUCUUCGAAUCCCUUACCCUAAGAGAAAUCUUCUCCCUGUCGAAACCUCGGGGCGUAACAAUUUUCAAAAACUGUCUUCAGUUGAAAAUGACGAAAUUCUGGACCGCAGUAGUGAGGAUGAAAGCAGGAAAGCUCAAGAAGGAAACGUCUACAGUUGCUAUCCGGAUAGGCGGGUAGUUCAGCAGUGUGAUUCCAGAUCCAGUUCUAGGAACAGUAAAAGCGAUUCAAAUACUUUUAACGAAGUAUUCUGUCUUACUAAAAACGACUUACUUAAUGUAUCGGAGUCUUCGCUCCCACAUUCCAACAGAGUUAAUGGUGAAAAUAGUUAUACGGCUAAAGUAUCACAAACUCUCCCAAACAGGUGCGAACACGAUGACGUGCUUGAAGAGGAGGAGUUACCAGAGGAUCUGUCUGUUAAUAAUUCUCAUCGACGUUUAGAAGAAUUUGUUAGUAUAGCACUGAGAUCGGAGAACAUUCGAAGUUUUACUGGACUUAGAAGGUCAGCAAGCUUUUGUAGUUUUUCCAGCAAUGCAAUGGAGCAAGAACGGUGUCACGCUUUAGACAGGUCAAGAAGCAAAUCAGAUAGCGAAACGCCAAGUUCUUCACCCAAUUUUAAAACAGAUUCAUCUCUAUGGUCAAAACAUUCUUUACGAGAUAAGGAUUUUAAUCGGAACCUAAUGGGAAGUCGUAGUUGUUCGAUAUCUCCUGAAAAUGACAAGGGAUUAUUAAGAAAUUAUUACAAUUACUAUCAUUCUCCAUUAAGCCAAAAUAUUUCCAACUCAUUACGCAAUCCAAAGCCCCUCGUAACAACAGUAGCUAAACAUUCAACAAGUCUCACAAAUCGUGGCAACAACUAUUGCGACCCUUCUCUGGUUAACCCUUCUGAUUUUUCUACCUUAGAAUCAGUGAACGCUACGUCAUUAGUUACCUCCAAUGACAAAAAUACUCUUUUGAAGAAAUUACGCCAAAUAACACCGUCCGGAUAUCCUUGGAAUGUGUACGGAUAUUACACUUAUCUAAUGCAGAUGUAUCACAAUCACGAAGCCAUAACCGGAACACCAGCUGAAGUGAAGAGCACCUUCCGCCUCUCACCUUCGCCUGCUUGUACGCCUCAGUUUUUGGCCGCAAGCUCUCCCAAACAGGAUAAUUUACCGGUGGAAGACGAAAACGUGAACGGUGCCGAAAAGAAACAAAAUCGAAUCUUAACUGGUAAGCACGUAAAGUAUGGAACCGGCGCCAGCCCUUCAACGUUACUUACUCUUCGACAAAAAAUUCAAGAAAGACAGAGAGCAAAAGAACUGGCCGAAAUUAACGAAGUUUUCUCCAAUGGAAAGAUUGUCGAAACUGGAAAAAAACGCAAUCGAUCAGCUCUGUUCAAAACUUCUUCAGCUAAAGAUGACCACCAAGAAAAAACCAGAAGUGGCUCAAAGUUUAAAAUUUCAAACAAGUGAUUUCCUAAAAAAUGUGAUGCGUCCAGUAGGGUUAAACCAUCGACGAGACAGCAGUAUGUCUACGGACUUACAACGCAGUGGACACAGCAGAUAGCCUAAUGUGGCUUUGCUCUAAAACAACCAAACAAACUCGAAUGGGAUCAUGAACAAAAAUAACAAGUUCCAGUAUUCAAACUGCAUUCCAGUUUUCACAACAUUUAAUGCGACCAAUUUAGUAGUGAUUGAAAGUAUUUAUGAUGGAAGGCUGAUUUUGUACAUAUGAAAUAACUUUCCAAUAUUUUUUUUAUGUAUUUACGGAAAAAUCUGUCCUAUUUUUGCAAUUUUCACAUUUUUUAUAUGUGUACAAAAAUUCCAUUUAUCAAACUAAUGAUGAAUGGAGAACCUACGAACUUUAAAAUAUCCAUUUAUCAAACUAAUUAUGAAUGGAGAACCUUCGAACUUUAAAAUAUCCAUUAAUCAAACUAAUUAUGAAUGGAGAACCUUCGACCAUU